CAGAGAUAAAGGACACAUCCACUAUCUUGGUACUACAAAGAGUGUUGUACAUGUGCUGGAGAACCUGCUACAAUCUAGCCUUUGCUUCCUUUGAUUCCAUAUUGCUGAGAGUUGGCGGGGUUUAUUGCACUUUGGACAGAGUAAGAAAAGAAUGGAAUAUAGGAACCUUCUCUUUGGCAUCCUUCUCUGCUGCACUUUCCUUACAGCCAGCUAUUGUCACAUGAUAUUUGAGGAAAAGCAGACCACAGACACAAGUGUGGCAAACAACAAAAUGAAGCUCCCGGACCUCCCACCCAUCUCUAUAGUAGACUUAACCAAAACAGCCAAGAAGAUAAGCAGGAAAGAGGCUGAAAAAAAGAAAUCUAUGAAGAGAAAGGCUGAACAAAAAAAGCCUCCCCGGCUGAGACCCUCACCACCGCCUAACUGUGUGGCUACCUGGGCAAGUUGCAAACCUCCCUCUCAGCCAUGCUGUGAUUUCUGUGCCUUCUGCCAUUGUCGGCUAUUUCAGACACUCUGCUACUGCCGAGUGGGGAACCCAAAUUGCUAAACGAAAGCCAGGAAUGCCUCUGGGACUCUGUCUCUCAUUAGACUCAUUGGUUUAUCUUCUGACCCUGUUGGUCUCAUGUGUAUAGCAAAGGAAGCCAGGAGCCUUUGAAGCUGGCUGGCUGACAGGCUUUGGCUCCUUCUAAAGUCAAAUGAAUUAUGGGAUAUAUCAUAUAGGGUUAAUGCUGUCAUAAACAAAGCCAUCGGCAGCCAUAGGAAGCUUGACAGGGAGUGGGAAGGAGAAUUAGAGGCUGACAGCUGAAAGAGUAUUUACAAGGGAGGUGAAGGUUGUGUGUGGAGAUGGAAUAAAGCUUCUCUCCAAAAAGACUUUUUACCACACUUUACAGAAAGUGGACACACAAGCCGCUAAAUAUCUACAAAAGAGGCACAUUCCAGCAGAGUGGCCAUGUUUGUCUAUAGCAGUAAAAAGAGAAACAAUUAAAGGACAGAAGAAGAAAAUGAGUGGCCUCUCUAUCCAGAGCGGAAGCUAGAAUCUAUUGGAAUUAGCAACCCAAGUGCAUGGAAAACAACAUUUUCCUUGCCCCAAUAAUCAUAGCCAUCAUACUUCCCUUGGUGCGGGGAAUGUGGAUAUAUGGAUGAUGCAGGUAUCUACUGGACAGUGCCAUAACACUAAUAUGAAUUACAUGCCUCUUGAAAAUAUAUUUUCCUUAUUUUAGUUUUUAAACAGAAGCUGUGUACUUACUUUCUGGAAUGGAAUAGGUGCAUUCCUGCAUUACUGUUC
Messenger RNA from Eublepharis macularius, 1285 nucleotides. RefSeq names its product agouti signaling protein (gene ASIP). The transcript is spliced from 5 exons. Lineage: Eukaryota; Metazoa; Chordata; Lepidosauria; Squamata; Eublepharidae. Gene Ontology annotation, biological process: hormone-mediated signaling pathway; melanosome organization; positive regulation of melanin biosynthetic process. Gene Ontology annotation, molecular function: melanocortin receptor binding; neuropeptide hormone activity. Gene Ontology annotation, cellular component: extracellular region. Bases 152 to 547 code for a protein of 131 amino acids. The record is from RefSeq and is a predicted model, not a curated record.